AUGCCAACCAACGCACACUACAAAAGCGACCUAAGUCUCGACGCGCUAGCCGACCUGCAGGUACCCAGCGACCUCAAGAUCUCGCCCGACGGGACAAAAAUCGCCUACGGCUUGCGUGCAUUCCGCGGCAAAACCGAGCAUUCCAAAUCUUCCAUCUGGAUCGCCGACAUCGGCAAAGAAAAAAGCGCCCGCCAAUUCACAUCCGGCCUGUUCAACGACGAGCAGCCGCAAUGGUCCCCCGAUGGUGCAUCGAUUGCAUUCCGGUCCGACCGGGCCCAGCCGGGCAGCGGGUCAGCUGUCUAUGUGAUGUCUCUUGGAGGCGGGGAAGCAUACCCUGUUACUCCGGCUGAGAAUCAGACACACAUUGAGAAGUUUGAGUGGAGUCCCAACGGCCUUUCUAUUGCGUACACCAGCGCAGAUGAGAAGACGGACGAACAGGUCCGCAGGGAGAAGGAGAAGGAUGAUGCAAAAGUUUGGGGCGAAGAGUUGAAGUAUCGUCGUCUGCGUGUGGUGCAUGUCACCACGAAACAGGUCCGGAUUCUUGUCGGCGGCGAGAGAGAUGUCUCUAAUUUCUCGUGGAGUCGGGAUGGGCAACGGAUUGCUUAUGUGCAGCAUCGCGAUCCGGAUAUCAAUUCGGCGGGCUUUUAUGGCGCUGAUAUAUGCAGUGUCUCUCUCUCGACGGAGAAGUCGUCCACCAUCACCCACUUUCCGGGACCGAUUUAUCGUUUUGCGUGGGGGGAUGCCGGGAUCUAUUUUGUCGCGGGGUUUAUUUCGACUCACUGUUCCACAUCGCGUGUGUUGUACAGAGUCGUCUGUGAGGAGAGUUCUUACAUGCAGCAACUUAAAACCUUGGGUGCGGGUAAUCAUAUUGAUGAAGACCGCCGGCUAGGAGAAGGAUGCUGCGCAUUUGGUCUCGUGAAGAAUCAAUCCUCCCUGGCUAUCCUUGUCCAGAAUGGUCUCGAGGAUGCAAUAUACAUGGUUGAUGUCCAUUGGAGCAACGAGGUAUAUCGCGGAGAACAUGAUAUCGCCACAUUUGAUGUUGCCGAAACAGCGGAAGGUGUUGUUUCUGCCAUCACCAAAUCCGACGGCUCAACCCCCGAAGAAGUCUUUUCCGUCUCACCGUUUGGGGAUCCAAUCCAACUAUCCAAUCACAACUCCGUCCUUGCAGCCCUCAAAGUCUCAACAGCACAAACUAUUUCCGCCAUCGGUUCGGACAACUACCCACUCGACGGAGUGAUGUACCUCCCAUCCCGAUUCAAAGAAGGCGACGCCCCCCUUCCUACAAUCCUCCUCCCCCACGGAGGCCCAUACAGCCGUGUAGGCAUCGGCUUCUCAAUCUGCAACUUCGCCGAGGUUCCACUGCUUGUAUCAGCCGGGUACGGAGUGCUAUGUCCAAACUAUCGCGGGGGUAGUGGACGAGGCCAGAAGCACGCCGCGUAUGCCAGCGGAGGCGUCGGCACUGUCGACUACGAAGACUGCAUCGCCAUUCUCCGCGCGGCAAUUAACGAGGGCCUUGUAGACGCGUCCCGGGUGGCAAUCGGUGGCCAUUCUCAGGGUGGCUUCCUGUCCUAUCUCGCAGUCACUCGUACUGGGUUCCAAUUCCGAGCUGCCCUCUGCAGCGCUGGUGUGACAGAUUGGGAUCUUAUGACUAUGACGAGCGAUGCGUACUGGUUCGAAGCUGAUAUGGCCGGUGGUUCGCCUUGGGAUGUUGACUCUAAUGCUGAGGAGAACGCCACAGAAACCGAAAAAGAGGGUCGACAGUCGAAAACUUGGAUCCGUCAAACAGCUGGUCGACGGGGAAGCGCCCUCUGGCACAUGCGCAACGUCAAGACACCAAUUCUGAUCAUACAUGGUGAGGCCGAUGAGCGCGUGCCUCUCUCGCAGGCUGUUGCUUUCUAUCGUGCCUGCAUCCAUAAUAAUGUUCCCGUGAAGAUGGUUACAUAUCCGCGGGAAGGCCAUAUCUACAUGGAGAGGAAGCAUAUUAUUGAUAUGUGGGCGCGGAUGAAGCAGUUCUAUGAUUUGCAUUUGGGUUGA
Molecule: messenger RNA, 2034 nt
Organism: Penicillium riverlandense
Lineage: Eukaryota; Fungi; Ascomycota; Eurotiomycetes; Eurotiales; Aspergillaceae
Product: S9 family peptidase
Exons: 1
Coding region: 1-2034 (677 amino acids)
Biological process (GO): proteolysis
Molecular function (GO): serine-type endopeptidase activity
Source: RefSeq, a predicted model, not a curated record